AUGAAUUUGUCUGCUACCAAUGUAACAGUGGUUGUACAAUAUGGGGAUUCCUUCUCCAAGGCUUUGAUUAAGAACCUCAUUGUUGUGGUCCUCAGCAUUUUCAUCAACUACAUCAAUGCAGGACUCAUUUACACCUUCUCUAAACACCAGAUCUUCAACACAAAUCCCCGGUACAUCCUGUUUGUUCACUUGGUGAUUAAUGACAUGAUCCAAGUAACACUGACUGUGGCACUUUUCAUCACUAGCUACAUCUUCUUUAGGAUUCCAAUGACUGUCUGUUGCUUCUUUAUACUGAUUGCUAUCUUCACCACUGAAAACACACCACUGAACCUGGCCUGCAUGGCAGUGGAGUGCUACAUUGCCAUCUGCAUCCCUCUACGCCAUUCUCAGAUUUGCACAGUUAAGAAAACACGGCUGCUGAUUCUUUUAAUCUGGGCCACCAGCUUGGUGUCUGUUCUCCCUGAUCUCUUCAUGACUUUGGCUACGGAGUCACAGGACUAUUUUAAAUUACAUACGUUUUGCAUCAGGGAACGUGUUUUUCCAAAUCCCAGAAUUAUAGAGAGGAGAAAUAUUACCUAUAUUGUAUAUUUGGUUUUAGUUUGGUGCAUUAUCUUCUUCAUCUAUUUCCGCAUAAUGUUCACAGCAAGAACAGCAAGUAAAGAUGCUAAAAAGGCGAGGAACACAAUCCUUCUCCAUGGGUUUCAGCUACUGUUGUGUAUGGCAACAUAUGCAGAACACCUUGUAAAAGAUAUGGUGUGGCAACGGUUUCGUGAUUAUUAUUUAGAUGCUCUGUUUGCUUGUUAUUUAUUGUUCCAAAUAAUACCAAGAUUUAUUAGUUCAAUUAUCUAUGGUGUACGAGACAAAACAUUCAGAAAGCACCUAAAAGGAUAUUUACUGUAUAAGAUAAGCCCACAGUAACAUUACUGGGGUAUGUACUUUUGAAUCUUAUAAUGAUGUUUAAAAAAAUUGACUAUUCUCAAAAAAUUAUUUUACAUGUAUUUAAACAAUUUAUGAGGAAACUGGACUUUUUAGUAACAACAGGAUGCAAGAAAUUAAAUUUAUAUUCUCCAUUUGUACCUUCAUUUAAACAUAAUGUAAACAUCAAAUUUAUUCAUACAAUCCUUUAUAAAAAAGAACCAAAUUGUUAUAUAGUCAACCCUGAAAGGUAAUAGAUAAAAGAUUUCCAGAUUUUUGCAUGUUUAUCAUACUUUGGUUUCAGAACAUCAAACCAAUAAAUAUUAACCAAAGACAACACAAAAAGUGCAGUUUUUAAAAUGAAGAUUUAUUAUUGAGAGAAAAAUUCAAAUCUACAUGGUCCUGUGUGAAAAAUGAUUUCCCCUCUUGUUAGAACAUAACUGUAGUUUAUCAGCCCUGUGUUUACUGUCUCUACCAACACCAGAGAUACAAAGAAAUUCAGGAACAAAUGAGAAAGAAAGUACAAUGAACUUGUCGACCAAAACAUCCUGAUGGAGAAUGUCCAGCUAUCCUUUCGUGACCUCAAGCUGAAAUGACAGUUGGUUCUGCAGCAGGACAAUGAUCCAAAACACGGCAGUAAGUUCACCUCUGAAUGGCUGAAGAAAAGCCCACUUCCACUCUGGCAUGGGAGCUCAACCAGAACUCCGCUUCAGCUUUUCUCACUCAACAGUUUGCCUCAAUGAUUACAACCCACAGUCCACUAGAGAUGUCCUCUCAGUAAACUAUCCAGGGGAGUUUAUUCCCUUACAUGAAAAGGAGAUGCAAGAAAUUUCUAAUACAAUUAAUCCUCCUGAAAAUGACAACGAUGGUAAAACAUUUUUUCAGAGAACACAGCAGUUAAUUUUCAAUAAA
Molecule: messenger RNA, 1827 nt
Organism: Xiphophorus hellerii (green swordtail)
Lineage: Eukaryota; Metazoa; Chordata; Actinopteri; Cyprinodontiformes; Poeciliidae
Product: odorant receptor 131-2-like
Exons: 2
Coding region: 1-918 (305 amino acids)
Biological process (GO): detection of chemical stimulus involved in sensory perception of smell; G protein-coupled receptor signaling pathway
Cellular component (GO): membrane
Molecular function (GO): G protein-coupled receptor activity; olfactory receptor activity; odorant binding
Source: RefSeq, a predicted model, not a curated record